Acipenser ruthenus (sterlet) is the source of this 1527-nucleotide messenger RNA. It is a transcript of the gene dhrs1, whose product is annotated as dehydrogenase/reductase (SDR family) member 1. The transcript is spliced from 9 exons. NCBI's taxonomy places the organism in Eukaryota, Metazoa, Chordata, Actinopteri, Acipenseriformes, Acipenseridae. The record is from RefSeq and is a predicted model, not a curated record. Bases 262 to 1197 code for a protein of 311 amino acids.
UUAUCUUAAAUUUUCUUGCAGGGACCGCGUCUUGCUCUCUGUGGUUGUGAAAUCCCACAAACAGAAAGUGAUUAAUUACGAAAGACUUACCUUUGAACGGGCAAGCGAAUUCAGAAGUGACAAUCCGACCCCUGCUUUUUUUUUUCCCCUAAAAAAAAGCAGUAAUAUAUCAAUACUGAGGUAUUUGUAAACCGCGCUUUUAAAAGCUACGCAUUUAUUUAGCCUGCAAGAACAGCGCAUUACCGCGCAGCAAAGUUCAGUAUGGCGGCGCUGUCGGGCUGGGUGUGCGUGGUGACCGGAGCAUCCCGAGGGAUCGGGAAAGGCAUCGCGCUGCAGCUGGGAUCCGCCGGAGCAACCGUCUACAUUACCGGGAGAAACGGUGCCACGCUGGGGGAGACUGCGAAAGAGGUGGAGGCUAGAGGCGGGGCUUGCGUGCCGGUGACCUGCGAUUCGUCGAAGGAGGAUGACAUCAGGAGCCUGUUUGAGCGAAUCGGGAGAGAGCAGAGAGGGAGGCUGGAUAUCUUGGUGAACAACGCGUACGCAGGCGUGCAGCCUAUCUUUGAUAACUUGGGGAAGAAAUUCUGGGAGGUGCCGCCAUCGAUUUGGGAUGACAUCAAUGAUGUGGGUCUGAGGGGUCACUAUAUCUGCUCGGUGUACGCUGCUCGGAUGAUGGUUCCGGCAGGGCGGGGCCUGAUCGUCGUCAUUUCCUCCAUGGGGGGUCUGCGAUACCUCUUCAGUGUCCCCUAUGGAGUGGGCAAAGCAGCUUGUGACCGCCUGGCCUGCGAUGGCGCUGUGGAGCUCAGGGGCGCGGGCGUGGCCAUGGUGUCCCUGUGGCCGGGGGCCGUCCGCACCGAGAGCAUCACAGAGAAAGUGCUGAACAAAGACCCGGGUUCAAAGGCAGAGGAGGAGAUUUGGAAGGCGUUUGCAGACGGUGAAACUCCAGAGCUGAGUGGGAAAUGCAUCGUGGAGCUGGCUACAGACAAGAAGCUGAUGUCACUGAGCGGGAAGGUUCUGUUGAACUGUGACCUCUGCCGGCGCUACAAUCUCCAGGAUGUUGAUGGUCGUAAAGUGGUUGACUACAUGUCUCUCAGUUUCCUCGUCUCUCGGGUCCCGGGACUCUCCUGGCUCUCCCCCUUCAUCCCCUCGUUCCUCCGGCUGCCCAAAUUUGUCCUGACUCUGACAGCCAGCAAGUUCUGAGCCAGUCUGCGCGGAACAUGGAACACGGAACACAGCCCCCCCCCCCCCCCCCCCGGAACACACAAUGCACAUAAUCUGGAGCAUAGAACUCAGAACAGCACCUAGAACAGAAAACACCAAACCUAGAACACACUAGAACAUAGAUGCAGGCAGACAGGGCUUAUAAUUCUGAACACCUAGACUUUGGAAUCUAGAACACACCACACACCUACUCAGAACCUGGAACUGACGACGUCAAACUCAGAACAACAAAACACCCGAGAACCUAGAACACAAGAACCUAGAACCGACUGAAUAAAUACGACACAAUGGCUGUGUUUCUUCAAACAA